AACAUGCAGCGGGAAGAAAACAUUGGAGCAAGCACGCAAAGCAGAGGCAAGUUCAUCGAUGCAAUGAUCGCACAAUGGAGGAACCAAACAGGGAACAAUGAUGGAUUACAGCAAACGGAAGAGUAACAGGUGAAUGAAGGUUCCUGCACACAUGAUGACAAGCAGCAAGACUUGCAGUGUAAGGACCGUACAAUCAAAAGUCUAAGACAAAAACUGAAGGAGAGCCAGGAGGCGCAGGCCUCUUUGUCCACCUCCUUGGAGAUAGACACGUGUAACAAGGAAGAGGUCACAGCAAAACUGAACGUAACUUCGCCAUACAUCGAGAAUAUCGCGGAAUAUAUGAAUUACAUCAGUGAGGUCACUGCCAAUUAUGAGCAACGCCGCGUUAGUUUAUCCACCUUAUUCGACGACGUGAUUCUAAAGCAACAAGAAAUUAUCCAGAUGCUGCAACAGAAUGAGGCGAAAUCGAAAGAUAUUGAGAACCGUGUUGCAAAAUUGAAAAAUGAAUUGCGGCUUCAAAAGGAAAGAUUUCAAGAGGAGUCGGCAGAACUAAAUAAAUUGCGGAAGCAAUUGGAAAAUUCUGAAAACAAGCUGCAAAGUCAGAGGAAUGAAUUGGCGAAUAAACAUGCUGAGGAAAAGUUGAUGCUCGUCAAAGAACAACAACGGUUGUUAUCGGAAUGCGAGAAUUUACAAUCGCGACUGCAGACGACCGAGAAAGAGAAACGCGACAUCGCGAAGUCUGCCGCACAAGUGGAAAAUAAAUUGCUACUUCAAGAAGAGAAAAUGCAGGAAGUACUGAUGGAGAAAAACAAAUGGCAAGAGCAAGUAAAUGACGUCGAGCGGAAAUUCCAUUCACAGAAAAAUGAAUUAGUGAGCGCACACGCUAAGGAAAAAACAUUGUUCAUUGAAGAACAGCAGCGACUAGAAUCAAAAUUCAAAAGUUUACAAUUACAACUGAAUACACUAGAACAAGAUAAGAACAAUAUUACGGAAAUGAUCGCGCAAAAGGAUACACUUGUCUCCAAAUUACAGAAUGAAAUCUCCAUGUAUAAAAAUGAAAUCGAGGAGAUAAUGACAAGAAAUAAUAAAAUGACUGCUGAGAGAACAACAUCACUGAAGACGCAAAAUAUGCUGGAGAAUGAAUUACGUAUAAAAACGGAAAAAAUUCAGGAUUUAGAGAUGACGUUACACUCAUUGAAACUAAGGGAGACAGGUUUCAUCAAUGACGUAAACAGAAUAGAAAAAAAAUUAAGUAGUGAAAUAGAUUAUUCCAAGAAUCUCGAAAAUAAGCUUUCGAACGCUCAGAAAGAUUUGCAACUCGCACAAAAGCAAAACGCUGAAAUGCAAAAGAUUCUGGACAAAACUAAGAGCAGUAACGAGUUUUCUAUUAACACGCUUCAACAUCAACUAAAAACUCUUCAGAAGGAAAAAGAAAUUAUAACACGAGAAAGCACAAGAGUUAAUAUUUCUAACGCGAGUUUACUGGAUAGCGAUGAAGACAGAUCAUCGUCAGAGAAACCGAUUCGUACAUCUUUGACAAAGAGACAAAAUCAGGACAAGCAAGAUGUGGGUCCAUCAAUAGGAAAAAAGUUUUUUAAAUCGCGUCCUGCUCAACCACGUACUUACACCAAACGACGAGAUGAUUAAAAAGAUAU
This is a messenger RNA of Trachymyrmex cornetzi, 1655 nucleotides long. RefSeq names its product myosin-2 heavy chain-like. The record is from RefSeq and is a predicted model, not a curated record. The transcript is spliced from 13 exons. Lineage: Eukaryota; Metazoa; Arthropoda; Insecta; Hymenoptera; Formicidae.